AUGAAAGCGUUGGAACUUGGCGGCCUGGCAAAGGUUCUAGUAGUUCUGUUAACUGUGAAUGUUGUCCUGUACUUUGUUUAUCAAUAUUGUACUAGAAAUUUGGUGAAUACUGUUCCUCUGAGUAAGAAAUUUCGGACUUCCAAAGCUUCAGUAAAUAUUUUUACAAUCUUCAGGACAGCCCUUCUAUGAGCCUCCAACUCUACUCAAUGAAAAAUGUAAGAUACCCCAGUUAGACCCUUUUGACCCAAGUAUCCGGCAAUAUCUGAAUCCGUUUCUUCGCAAUGAGAAGUGCAAUGUAACUUUCACGCCGAAAAGUGAACUGAAAUGGGGAAAAUUAACCGUUGCUAUUAACGACGCUGAUUGUCAGUACCGAUGUGCUGAGCAUGUAAACGAUAGAGAAGUUACUUUCACAGACUGGCAAGAUAUAAACAGAGAUGAUCCACCCUAUCCUAAAUGCGAUGUAGUGGAAGUCAGAUGUGAUAGAAAUGGACGCGUAGUAUACGAACAUGUUCAUGCUCAAGUUUAUGAAAAGUAGGUGAUAAAAAUUACAAAAAUUUCCGCCAUUCGUCCUUAAGACCUUCAAAUCUUGUAAAUACACAGCAAAACUUAUUGUAGGACUACACGUAAACACAUACCUUUAGGCACGUUCCCGCUGAAGGAGAACCCAGAUAUAACGUGCACAUUUUGCUACUUGACUCUGUCUCCCACUCGCAAUACAUCCGAAGCAUGCAGUUGACGAGGACGUUCCUAAAUUGGGAAUUUCAAGCGAUCGAAUUCCCAUAUUUGUCCAAGGUCUCCCUCAACAGCCGACCAAAUGCCUAUGCCUUCUUACUCAGUAAGUCAACCCACCAUUACCGUUGUUGGAAAAGUUUUAUCGAAUCUAUUUUUGCCCUAGCAAUCUUCGAUCUCUAUGUUGUUUACUGUAGGGUGUUUGACAAUCCUUUGGCCAAAGAAACUAUUUUCAAUCAGCACGCUUCCCACGAUUUUUUAUUGGACUUGACGGGCCUCAUCAAUCUUAGUUUUAAAGUGCAAAAAUUGAAGGGAUAUCAAAAAAAGAGGAUAAUUAAGACGAAAGAAAUUAAUUUUCAGAUGAGCCCGUGGAGAUGUACAAAAACAAAUUUGGGGUUUAUUCGGCACCUGCAUUCAAGUCAAAAUUAUGCGAUGAGUGGAUUGACAAGUACAAUUACAUUGGGAAGCAUUUCAAUGAAGCAGGUUAUGUGACAAUGGUCAAUGAGGAUUGGCAAUUUGGCGCCUUUUCUUGGCCAAAUUGCAAAGGAUUUCAACGGCCCUACGCUAAUCACAGCAAUAAGUAAGUAUUUAGUGAGGCUCAGCUGUCAGAGUUUUUUCCUUAGUAUGGAAGACGUAUUUUUUUACAAUCGCAAAUUUAUUUUCAAUAUUACAGAGCAUACGUCCAGCUAACUAACGGCUCCAACCGCUUUAGCAAGCCGAAUGUCAGCGAGAAUUUGUAUGCCAAUUCUUGUAAAGAAUCGCAUCAUCAUAUUUUCGAAAACAUCAAAGAAUUCGUGGGCAAGUACGAAGGGAUCCCGAAAUUUUCGUUCACCUGGAUGACGACGUUGGCCCAUGAAAAUGGCAGUGCGCUCUAUCGGACCGAUGAGGAUUUUUUAAAAUUCUUCAAAACAAUGGCCGAUGAUGUAAGGGGGUUAUAUGUAUAUCAUGAGCAGUCAGUAGAACGUAUAAAUAUAUUUACACAUGUCUUUCAGCUCCAAGAUUCCUUCUUUUUUAUAACGAGUGAUCACGGAAAUCGAAUUGAUCCAAUCCGGCAAACUGCCGUCGGACUGCUGGAAGAGAUGAAUCCCAUGUUGACCAUGGUGUUGCCAAAGAAUAUACGGCGCCAUGGGAAUAUUAGGAAGAUCCUGAAAGAAAAUUCAAAAAGAUUACUGACUUUCUACGACCUCUAUGCGACUUGGCUUGAAAUCAGCCAGGUUAGGAAAUUUUUAGUAGUAUUAUGUUUUAAUAGUUUUAUCACCACAUGUAUUUUAAAAACGAAAAAAAUAUUUUCAUAUUUUCAGCUGCCGUUCUUCGCUUAUGACGGGGAUUUGGAAGGCUCCGAAUUUAAAUUUCCCAAACAAAAAAUUCUGGGAAAGUCGCUGUUUCAUCCGAUUCCAGAACGUCACAGUUGUUUUGAGCUGGGCGUUCCCUUGGAGUUUUGUUUAUGUCAAUAUGACACCGAGGUCUUCACGGAUAAUAAUACCAUAAAAAAAGCGGCAAGAUUGAUCGUCGCCAAGAUCAACGACGAUAUGUGGAAAAACGGACUGCGGGAAAAAUGCGAAGAGCUUUCAUUUGACGAGGAUAUUCCCUACUCUGCAAUUGCAUAUACAACUCCAGCCACCUUUGGGGCAAAAAUAUUCAAAGUGAGGCAUCAAAAAAUUGAUUAAUUAAUGAUGCAUUUAUCAGGUAAAAUUCAGCGUCAGUCCGGGUAAAGGGCAAUAUGAAGGGACGAUGGCGUUAGAAGAAGAUGGGAACGUUCAGUUAAUCACUCAAGAGUUUCCGAGGGUUGAUUCGUAUGAAAGUCAUGCUCAGUGUGUCCCAUUCUCGUUGUACAGACAGUACUGCCAUUGUAAAUAA
Molecule: messenger RNA, 2586 nt
Organism: Bursaphelenchus xylophilus (pine wood nematode)
Lineage: Eukaryota; Metazoa; Nematoda; Chromadorea; Rhabditida; Aphelenchoididae
Source: the annotation of a GenBank genome assembly